Dendronephthya gigantea is the source of this 1284-nucleotide messenger RNA. RefSeq lists its product as uncharacterized. The coding region runs from base 1 to 1284 and encodes 427 amino acids. The record is from RefSeq and is a predicted model, not a curated record. The transcript has a single exon. NCBI's taxonomy places the organism in Eukaryota, Metazoa, Cnidaria, Anthozoa, Malacalcyonacea, Nephtheidae.
AUGGAAGUGGAUACGGGAGCUGCGGUGUCAAUUAUGCCAGAAAGCGUCUGGAGGAAAUUGUCGUCAACAAAACCAGUACAAAAGUCCAACGUUAAAUUGCGAAGUUAUUCCGGACACGAAAUUCCGGUGUUGGGUGAAAUUGAUGUGGGCGUGGUGUAUGGGAACCAAAAGGCUCAUCUACCUGUUAUAGUGACUAAUAAUGAAGGCCCUGUUCUAUUAGGUCGCAACUGGUUGUCGGUGUUAAAGCUGAAUUGGAGUCAAAUAAAGAAAGUUUCAGUUAAGCGGGUCAACAAUGUGGAGCAACUAACUAGUCAGUAUUCCUCGUUAUUUGAUGAUUCGUUGGGUACGGUCAAAGGAGUGAAGGCACAUUUGAAGAUGAAGCCAAACGCGACGCCCAAACUUUUCAAACCCAGACCUGUUCCAUUUGCUCUGAAAGACAAAAUCGGCGAGGAACUAAACCGGUUGGAGGAACUCGGGGUGUUGGAAAAGGUCGAGUUCUCUGAGUGGGCAACUCCAAUCGUGCCAGUAUUGAAACCAGAUGGAAGUGUACGGAUAUGUGGGGAUUAUAAAGUCACCAUUAAUCCAUGUCUUGAUGUGCAAGAAUAUCCAAUGCCUACUGCUGAGGAAUUAUUUACAAAACUAAACGGGGGCGAGAAAUUCUCGAAGAUUGAUCUGUCAUCUGCGUAUCAACAAGUUCUGUUGGAAGACGAGUCAAAGCCAUAUGUUACGAUUAACACCCAUUUGGGGCUAUAUCGGUAUACGAGAUUGCCUUUUGGAGUAGCCUCAAGCCCAGCCAUUUUUCAAAAGACUAUGGACGUGGUGUUGAAUGGUCUACAAGGAGUUGGAGGUAUUCUUGAUGAUUUGAUCAUUACGGGCAAGAAUGAUGAGGAACAUUUGCGAAAUCUCGACAGCACUCUUAAUCGUCUUCAGAGUAUGGGAAUUCAGCUGAAGAAAUCGAAGUGUGUGUUCCUGCAACCCUCAGUGGAGUAUUUUGCAUUUGUGGUGGAUCGACAAGGAAUCCAUCCAUCGCCUCGUAAAGUUCAAGCCAUUCGGGAAGUUCCAAUUCCAGAAAAUCCAACAGAUUUAAAGUCAUUCUUAGGUUUAGUGAACUAUUAUCGCAAGUUCAUUCCGGAUAUGGCAACUUUGGUAAAUCCUCUUAAUCGGUUGCUAUCCCAAGAUGUUCCUUGGAACUGGUCCGACGACUGUCAGAAGGCAUUUGAAACUUUAAAGUCAGCUUUGGAGAAGUCACCAUUGUUAACGCAUUACGACCCAAGAAAUCCGUGA